CAGAUUCGCCUUCUCCGCAAGGCAUGCUGUUGUUGUGUGACAAAACAACACCGCUAUAAGGCGUUGGAAUAGUUUGGUGAGCAUUAUUGCAGCUUCCCUGUUUCUGCGUCUCGAAAGAGUGAGGGCUAAAACAACAAAACAGUCCCACCAUGAAUAUCCAGUCAGCUAUCAACAGGGCAGUGUUUGCUCCCCGGGAUGAGAGGAUGCUAGUGGCUGUGGAGGUGAAGAGGAGAAAAAGGAAAAGGGUCCCCUUUCUGCCCACUGGAGGCAAGGGAGACUACAUGACGUACAUCUGUUUGUCAGUGACCAAUAAGAGGCCAGCUCAGCUCCUCAUCACCAAAGUCAAGCAGUUUGGAGGCUCCGCCCCCUUCACCAGAAGGUCACAGUGGGCUGUGGAGCAGCUUCGCCAGGUCAACGGCAUCAACCCCAACAAGGACUGCCCAGAGUUUGACCUGGUGUUCGACAACGCCUUUGACCAAUGGGUGGCCAGCUCAGCACCAGAGAAGUGCAUCUUCAUCCAGAUCAUGUACCACGCCUGUCAGACCUAUUGGGAAGGCAAGGAGGGGGUCCCUGGUAGCCCAGCCGGGGACCAGCAGAAGGGGCAAAGGGUCCAAGGUAGCCCAGGGGGCCAAGGUAGCCCAGGGGCCCAAGUGGGCCAGAUAGGAGGACCAGUGGCCCAGGCUAGACGGAAGAGCACCGUGGGUCCCAGGCCCCAUCAUACUGAGUUUGUCAACUGUCAGUCCAAACUCACAGGAGAUGCCUGCAAAAUGAAUCUGGUCCUGUACCGUUGCAAGGUCUUUUUCAAUCGCAUGAAGAAGGUGAUGGUUUCAAACCAAAGCCGUUCUCAGACUGGAGCAGGUCCUAGAGCAGGACCCAGUGGGCAGCGCCCUCCAGGGGGCAGUAUGGGUAGUGUAGUCCAGAGGGCCAGCCAGGCCCUGCAGGAGCGUGGGGAGAGACUGGGCCGGGCCGAGGACAAGACGGUAGACCUAAUGCACAAAGCCCAGCAGUUUGCAGACACUGCUCACAAGCUGGCUCUGAAGUAUUCAAACUAGAGGCAUAUCUUCCUGUGGAACCGGUCCUGGAGUCUUUGGCCCUAAUUUACUUAUUAAUUCUAUGUAAUAACAUUUUACUAAUCAUGGACUGAGUUGAAACCAAGUGGUCACACUGCAAUUCCUCUGUGACGAGUCCUGUCUAGUACUGGGUUAUUGCGCUUGCUAUUAGGACUUAGACUGUGGACAAGCAACUGUCACUUGUGUCAGAAGGACUUUAAAAUGUUUACAGGUGGGUAGGACGGCCCAGUUAUGGACCCCCCCAGGAUUAAAGAAUGACCUUUCACCUCUAGAACAGGACCUGUGGAUUACAUGAUGGUGUCCUUUCAUGGGAUAGACAGUUUGUGUACUGGAUGGCAAUGUAAUGUCACAAUGCUCCCACUGUUUGAGUGUGCAUGUCUUCCCUGCUUCAGUAGCCUCUUCUCUGAUAACAAGGGUUUUUAGAUUGUAUUGAUAAACUUUUGUGUUGUGCGCUUUUAUAUAUCUUAAUAUAGAUUCAUGAAUUCACACAGUGAACAGCUGACAAGUGAAGUUGAGAACCUACGUGUCUCCACAAUGAAUGUAUUUCAGUUUUUGUUUUUUUUGCUCAUUGCAUAAAUUAUUGAUAAUUUAUGACUGAAUAGGCACACACAAAGAGCAGCUUGUGAAUAUUGGCACGAACCAAUGCAACUCGGAUUGCAAAUUAAUUCCUGGUGUUAUUAUUAUUAUUUUUUAUCUCUGCGUUGUUGGGAAGGGCCCGUAAGGAAGCAUUUCACUGUUAGUCUACACCUGUUUACGAAGUAUGUGACAACCAU
Molecule: messenger RNA, 1843 nt
Organism: Oncorhynchus masou masou (cherry salmon)
Lineage: Eukaryota; Metazoa; Chordata; Actinopteri; Salmoniformes; Salmonidae
Gene: stxbp6l
Product: syntaxin binding protein 6 (amisyn), like
Exons: 7
Coding region: 150-1052 (300 amino acids)
Source: RefSeq, a predicted model, not a curated record